UCUCUUUCUAUCUAUUUAUCUAUCUUUUUCAGUCUCCGAGUCGCCGUACACGGCACGCUUCUCCUAUAAUAAACCGGUGUCUCCUUCCUCCUCUAAUACCUACAAGCCUGCCUGUCAUGCAAUCUAGCCAUCCGUGACACCGAGUCACGACUCGAGGAACGGGAGGAAUAGUCUUCCUCCCACUCUUGGAUAGCGUGCGAGGGAGUCUUCUUUCACGUUUUACCCAUCGCCCUGUCCUUCUCUUAUGGUUCCUCGCGUGGAAAUUCGCGUAUUUUGGACUUGGUGCGCGAGAAAUCUCGCUAGAAUCGAUUCCCUCUCCCCCUCCUCGCGUUCCAUCUCCUCCUCCGCGACGAGUCUUCCUCUACUUUCCUCUCGUACACCUUUGCUCUCCUCUUCUUCUUCUCCCGAGCUCCUGCCCUCGUCUCUCCAUCUCUUUAGCCCUCUCUCUCUUUCACAGCACGUACGCACUUACCUGCACGACGGUGGCGCUUCGACUUAACGAACUCCGGUGGCGCCCAAGGAAAGAUCGUCUCGUGGUCGGGGAUCUCUGCCUCGAUCCCGACACACCGUCCCGAGUGCGAGGAGCGUGCGCGCGCUCUCUCUCUCUCCUCUCGCCUCCCACGUAUACGUGUGUGUGGUUGCGUCGUGUGCCCGUCAAGUGCGCGGAAUCAUAUAUUUUCGGAUACUCUGCUUCGCGCCCUCCUCCGAUUCGGCCUCUCUUCCCCUCCAUUGCCCUCCCUCGGGGCAGUUGCGCAAGCAGGUAUUCGGAAAUAACCCGUGUGGGUCGCAGUUAUGAAUUGAUAGCAAACACAUGGUGGACACAAACGCCGCGUGUUCCGCCCGUUCAGUCGGUAGCGCGUCUCUCGCCGAGGGAUCUCGGGUCCCCCGUCGUUGACAACUCGAUUGACGACCUGGUGCGCGACCCUCGAACACUCGCGUAAACGAUUGGACCUGGUGAAUCUCCAAUGGCACGGGACAAUCGUCCUCGUCGCUUCGUUUCGCUCAAUCCAAAGUGUACUUAUUGGUGAUUCAGCCUGAUGACAGUGACCAGCCUGUCGACUUGUCGACGGGGAUCUACCCGCUUUAUCAUGGGAUAAAGGGAGCUUAGGUGCUUUCCAGUUUGGCCGAAAGUUGGUUCCAUGAUGAACCUGAAGAUCUGCCACGAAUCGACAUGUGAUUACCAAUCGUGCCAGUUUGGUUCCGCGGCAACGAACCCCAAACAUCUUUAGCGUCUUCGCUCAUCUUCGAUUUGGAUGCUGCGAAUUCGUGUCCUGAGAGAGAGAGAGAGCAAGGGACGAGGGGACAGCGAGUUAGGGCGAGACCAGAGGAACCGGACGAAUGACUCUGACAAUCCUGGACCACGUACAUGUGCAGUGAUUACCCAAGAUCGGCACUCAUGUACGUUGAUUACGGCGGCGACACUUAUGCCGGAAUGGGAAUCAAGGCUAUGAAGUCCUUUGGCAGGCCCAGAGAUAUACCGGCGCAAGUGCCGCCGUUGACGCCUGGGACCAACAAGAAAAUGACCGAGGCUCUAGAAGCCGUCUUCGCGUCUUGGGAAAAGGAACGACUCCGCUUGAACAUAAAUAAAGACCCGAGGCAAUGGUCGGAAACAGCUGUCGCCCACUGGCUGCAAUGGGCCAUCGGGGAGUUCUCCCUGGAGGGUGUGCCGAUGCAAUCGUGGCAGCACAUGACCGGGAAACAGAUUUGUGCCAUGGGGAAGGAAUCCUUUCUAGAACGUACCCCCACCACCUUCAUGGGCGACAUCCUAUGGGAGCAUCUCGAGAUCCUGCAGAAAAAUGUGGACGCAGCAAAGGCCUCUCCGGAGAACGUGCCGGCGAACUUGUACGAAAGCGUAUGCGUGCCAGAUUUAGGUGAUUUUGUGGGAUACCAGGGUGCCGGCCAUCAUCAGGUGGCAACACCAGAGCAUAAAAACCCGUCGACGCCCGCCAAUUCGGCCACCUCCAACUCCUCCGGUCCUCCUCAGAGCGCCACGCAACAACAACCCCCGAUACAACCUUCUUCAGCCGCGGUGUCCCUGCCAUCGAGACAGUAUCAUAACGAUGGUGGUUACAAUCAUCUUCGCAGCCCCGUGUGCCAAGACGAAAGUCAAAGAGACGAAACGUCGCCACCACCUCACAGCCAUAGCACCCAACCGCCCACCUCUCAUUCUAGCACUCCUAACAGUAACAAUAACAAUAAUAACAAUAACAAUGCCAACAGUGCGUACAUCCACCUUCGGAAUUUAAAUCAGCUCAAAACGGAAUCGAACUACAGUAAUCACCACAUAGCGGAGCAUCUCCAGAGCGGAGGUGGUGGCCUGGGCAGCGGGGGCGACCUCGGGGGUACCGCGAGCAACGAGAGCGACUUGAGAGUCGGUGCAAACGCCACGGAGAGUUACAUGACUCCGGCGCAUUAUUCCGGAUACGACGAAGCCUCCGAGUAUCACAGCUUAUCGCAGGAUCAUCAGCCGCAUCCGUACAAUUUGGACGGUUCACCGGACUUUUACGGCGCCAGCGGGAUCCACAUCGAGCCCAAGUAUCAGCCCUUCAAAAACUAUCCUCGAGGACGCUAUCACGAGAGCUACAGCGAGGGCGGAUAUGGCCAGUACGAUGCAACGUCGUUCCAAACGGUUCCCGGAAGUGGAAGCGGUGCUGGAGGCGGCGGCGUCGCCGGUGAGCAGUGGGGUGUCGGGCUCGGGGAUCAUUUGCCUCAUCAUCCCGCGUUUCUCGCGGGACUCGGACCACGGGACUCCUCCAAUCCCCAUCAUCCCACAUCCAUCACCAAUAAUGCGGACCAAAAGCCCUUACUGCAAAGCCCUAUGCUCGCCAGUUAUGCAGGCGGACCAUGUUUCACCGGAUCAGGCCCAAUUCAGCUCUGGCAGUUUUUACUAGAACUGUUAACUGACAAAUCGUGUCAGGGUUUCAUCUCGUGGACCGGCGAUGGCUGGGAAUUCAAACUAACCGAUCCGGACGAAGUCGCACGCCGUUGGGGCGUCCGCAAGAAUAAACCCAAGAUGAACUACGAGAAGCUGAGCCGAGGCUUACGUUAUUAUUAUGACAAGAACAUUAUUCACAAAACUGCUGGCAAACGAUACGUGUACCGCUUUGUAUGCGACUUACAAAGUCUACUAGGACUCAGUCCUGAGGAGGUACAUGCAAUGGUAGACUUGAAACCCGAGAAGAAGGAAGAAGACUGAGUUUUUGUUAACGAGCAUGCUUUGGAGGACUGUGUCACACUUAUAAAAGAAAUGUAAUAAUACAAAUUUCCCCCCUCUAUCUCUCUAUUUCUCUCUCUAUCUCUUUCUUUGCAUUAAGCGUGCUAAGAACAAAGAAACAUGGGAGGACAAAGUAUCUAUACAAUGAAAUCACUAUGAAAAAACUAUAUUCAAGUACAGAAGACUGUGAUAGAGCGUCUUCUUUGUUCAGAUAUAAACAAAAUCGAAUCGGUCGUAUGUACCAAAGACAGGGUCUGCAUACCAUUGGUGCCUAAAGUUGAAUAAAUCGCGGAUUUGUUUCUAAGUGAUUGAUUUGUCAGCAGAUUUUAGAGAAUAUUUAUAGGAAUAACUCGUCAAUUUAUA
Messenger RNA from Camponotus floridanus (Florida carpenter ant), 3577 nucleotides. RefSeq names its product ETS-like protein pointed (gene pnt). The transcript is spliced from 9 exons. Gene Ontology annotation, cellular component: nucleus. The coding region runs from base 1367 to 3196 and encodes 609 amino acids. Lineage: Eukaryota; Metazoa; Arthropoda; Insecta; Hymenoptera; Formicidae. Gene Ontology annotation, biological process: cell differentiation; regulation of transcription by RNA polymerase II. The record is from RefSeq and is a predicted model, not a curated record. Gene Ontology annotation, molecular function: sequence-specific DNA binding; DNA-binding transcription factor activity, RNA polymerase II-specific.